Messenger RNA from Sinocyclocheilus grahami, 896 nucleotides. RefSeq names its product mitochondrial sodium/hydrogen exchanger 9B2-like. The record is from RefSeq and is a predicted model, not a curated record. Gene Ontology annotation, cellular component: membrane. Gene Ontology annotation, biological process: proton transmembrane transport. Gene Ontology annotation, molecular function: antiporter activity. The transcript is spliced from 8 exons. The coding region runs from base 36 to 896 and encodes 286 amino acids. NCBI's taxonomy places the organism in Eukaryota, Metazoa, Chordata, Actinopteri, Cypriniformes, Cyprinidae.
UGAAGAAGCUGAAAGCCGUGUGUUUACGUUUGUCCAUGUUCCCUCUCACCUGCGAGGCAACCACUAUGGCUGUGGUCUCCUAUUUAAUAUUGGGUCUUCCAUGGGUCUGGGGCUUUAUUUUAGGGUUUGUUCUUGGGGCCGUUUCUCCUGCUGUUGUGGUUCCGUCAAUGCUGCUCCUGCAUAAGGAAGGAUACGGUUUAGAGCAGGGUAUACCUACUCUUCUCAUGGCAGCAUGCAGCGUUGAUGACAUCAUCGCCAUUACCUGCUUCACCACCUGCUUGGGUAUAGCUUUUUCCACAGGCACUGUGUGGUUAAAUGUGCUGAGGGGACCACUGGAGGUAUUAGGUGGCGCGAUCACUGGUGUGGCCCUAGGGUACUUUCUACGUUACUUCCCCAGCAGAGACCAGAGAAAUCUCGUGCUGAAGCGUUCCUUCCUGUUGUUGGGGCUGGCCAUGUUUGCUUUGUUUGGCUGUAACGUGGCUGGGAUUCCUGGCGCAGGAGGACUCUGUUCGCUGGUGCUGACGUUUGUGGCUGGAAUAGGCUGGGGGAAUGCUAAGGCUCCAGUGGAAGCGGUGGUGGAGAGGUUUUGGCAUGUGUUCCAGCCUCUUCUCUUUGGUCUCAUCGGUGCUGAGGUUAUCAUUACAUCUUUGGAGGUCACGACUGUGUUUCUGGGCAUAGCAGCCCUGUUCAUCGCACUCACAGUACGCCUGCUUAUCACUUUUGUUGUGGUACUGCGAGCUGGCUUUAACCUGAAAGAGAAAGUCUUCAUCACUCUAGCAUGGAUGCCUAAAGCAACAGUACAGGCUGCCAUAGGCUCUACAGCUCUGGACAUGGCGCGCUCCAAGAGUGACCUUGAGCUGCAGAAGUACGCAUUAGUCGUUAACUUAGCAACAUGA